Molecule: messenger RNA, 2275 nt
Organism: Physcomitrium patens
Lineage: Eukaryota; Viridiplantae; Streptophyta; Bryopsida; Funariales; Funariaceae
Cellular component (GO): cytoplasm
Source: RefSeq, a predicted model, not a curated record
UGAGGGAUAUUGCACGUGACGAAAUUCAAACCAAACUCUGACGAGGAGAUUCUUGGGAAUGGAUCCAGAUGCUCGGAUUUGAAAAACGACAUACCCUCUGUAUCGCAAGCGAUGGCGGACGAAUUGGCUGGAUUUAGCUUUAAGAAAUUGUUUCUGUGUUCUGCUGAUUCAUCGGAUUGUGACCACUUUUCGUGGCGCAGCGUGGGUCUAGUGAGGGUCGAGUGCCUGACGUGAGGAUGAGCGUUGAAAGAAAGAUUGUUUCCUGUGCGCCGCUAGUGGAUUCUCUCAGCGCGUGCAUUGUGAUUUGUUUCACGACAAACACAUUCGUUUCCUGGGAUUAGAAUGUAGUGUUUCACGUUCGGCGACGGCUUUAGGGUGCGCGUUGUGGAGUUGGGUAUUUGUGCGGUCUCUUGGGCGGACAAUUCGUAGCGUCAUGGUGGGUUUGAAGUUUGUGGUACUCGCUGUCCUACUUCGACGGGCUUUUUGGUUGUGAAAGAUUCGGGCACUGUUUGGUUCGUGAUUAUCUCUGAGGUUUUGAGUUGGUGUUGCAUCUGUGCGUGAAACGUUGCCCUAGUUUUCGUUGUAGUCAUCUGGAUUGAUGUAGAUAGUGUUAGAGAGGGUUCUCACCUAGGGUUUAGUCUCUGAAAGAGAAGCAGGUAGAUUUUGGUUUACUCAGCCUCGACAUGGGGAAUUUGAAGGACGUCGAUGACGAGGCGGAAUUCAGUAACGGGAUUGCAGACCUGCAUAUUGAUGGCUCACGUGGCCACACCGAAGCUGAAGCUGGGGAUGAUGACGAGGAGGCGGAGAAUCUGCUGGUAGGGUUAGGGUUCGUGCAGCCAGUUGAAGACUCGGAAAAAUGGAAGGUGGAGAGGCAGCACUUCCCGAGUAAAGUUGGCGGAUGUCCGGCGUGGUUGGACCCGAUUAAUAUUCCAACCGGAGAACAAUCUACUUGCGGAAUCUGCGAUAGUCCGCUUGAAUUUCUUCUGCAGGUCUAUGCACCCAUAGAUGAUAUUGACGAUGCAUUCCACAGGUCCUUAUUUGUUUUCGUCUGCCCAAAUGCGUCCUGUCUGGAGCAGGACCGACAUCAUCAGUCCAAAAAACCUGAAGAAAAUCCUCGACGUUGCGUGAAAGUCUUCCGCAGCCAAUUGCUUCGAAAAAAUUCGUACUACUCUUACACCCCUCCCUCUGGUGAGGACGACCUACCUAUUUCCGAGGGAGCUGCUUUGUGUACGUGGUGUGGGAUAUGGAAGGGGCACAAAGCAUGCGCUGCCUGCAAACAGACUAAGUACUGUUCUCGAAGUCACCAGGUCGAACACUGGCGAGGCAGCCAUGCUGUGUAUUGUCGCCAGGUGCAAGCUGCCAGGAAAGAAGGUAAAAUGGACGUGAAUAUUCCCGUUUGUUCUCCUGGACCUGUAAGUGACAAGCUCUGGCCAGAGAUGGAGCUUGUGGUAGAUGAGGAAGACAAUUAUGAGGUCGACGAGUUAAGUGACCCGAAUGCAAAUGUACCAGCAUCGGAUAAGACAAAAAGCAAGGCGCAGUUGCUUCUGGAAGAUUAUGAAAGACGAAGAGAAGCUGGAGAAGAAUUUACCGCUGCUGAUCUGGAAGAUGUUCAUGAAGCCUCUCAAGACAUGCAACUGUGGGCAGCUUUUCUGGCUAAGAUCGGAAAGGCACCGGAUCAAGUGCUGAGAUAUUGUCGCUCUCCAGCGGCGAAGCCCUUAUGGCUUUCGUUGAAUGGGCAACCGGAGAACUCUGGCAUCCCUUCGUGCUCCCACUGUGGCAGUCGCCGGAUUUUCGAGUUUCAGGUGUUGCCACAGCUGCUUAAUUUCUUAGAUUUCAAGGACGAGGCAAACUCUUUAGAUUGGGGGACCAUAGCUGUGUAUACAUGUGAGCGUUCGUGCGGCGAAGGAGUGGGUAAGGGCUAUGCGGAGGAGUUCGCUUGGGUUCAACCACCUCCGGAGUAGCUACACACUGAUUAUUGAGGGUUUAGGGUUUAUGGCUUACGUCCCACAUGGGAGCUUAGUUGAACGCAGUACAACUCCUGAUGAUUGAAUGUGAAACUUGUGUCAGAUUGAAAGACUGCUUAUCGCCAUAGAAAUUUAACGCAGGGUUCAUCUUUGAUUAUCCUUCUUUUCUUGGGUUCAUGAGAACGUAGAUUAUGUUCCUGUGCUGUCAUAUUGCUACAUUAGUGCGAAGUAUAGGGGAUUCAAGUAUUUGUAUUCAUGAGGGUGUGUUAUUUAUAAUAUUUUCUCGAUUGCAACAUGCUAUUCUCGCAUUA